UGUUUGAUUACUAUAAAAUAUCUCGUGUUGCUCGCUGUAACACGACGCAAGGUGUUAUUUCGUGUAAAAAAUUGUUAUUUUUCUCAACGUGGGCAUAGUUUAUCUCCUAAACCGAUAUCCCCACGAAAUAAUAACCCGAACCAACCGGUAUCGCGUGUUUUAGAAAUAAACAGAACGAUUACUUGUUUUGCAGCACUUUUUAUAGUCAUUAACUGUUUUGAAAAUAAAGCGCAUUUUUUUCUACAAAAUUAUUGUAUAAAAACUACCUUCUAUCGUGAUACAUCAGUCAGUUUGUUGAAAUCUUGAAGAUGGAAGAUGAACCGGUCCAACCAGGAGUCACGCAAGCCGACUUCAUUAAAAAGGAGUUAAAUUUCGAUGCGAACGUAGAAGAUCCGAUGACACAAGCGACAUUGAACAAUCGUCCGACCGAAGACGGGAUAGACAUUUUAGGGCACGGGCAAUUGAAAAAGAAAGUCGUCAAACCGGGAAAACCUGGAACGCGACCGAACAGAUCGGACAUUUGUACUCUAAAAAUCAUUGGCAAAUUGAAGGACGGCACGGUAGUCGAGGAAUACGAGGACCACAAGAUUCAAUUGGGCGACGUCGAAGUGAUUCAGGGAUUAGAUUUAGCGAUUGCGCUUAUGGACGUAGAUGAAAUCGCUGAAAUAGAAGUGGAUCCAAGAUUUGCUUACGGUCAUUCAGGAAAACCGCCGAGCAUACCACCCGAUGCUGUUCUUACGUACACGGUUGAGUUGAAAUCUGUCGAAUUGGAAGAAGAAAUAGAUAGUCUUAGCAUUAAUCAACGAAAAGAAAUUGGCAAUAGCAAACGAGAGCGUGGUAAUUGGUGGUUCACUCGUAAUGAACCAACGCUUGCGAUUCAGUGUUACCGUAGAGCAUUGGAGUUUCUGGUACCGAUGGAGAGUCGUACGUCAUAUCAAAACGAAGUGGAAGAUAGCACCACUGACGCAGAGUUGCAAGCGUUGUUGGAGGAUCGUAUGAAACUGUACAAUAACCUAGCAGCUGCACAAAUCAAAACGCAGGCUUACGACGCUGCUUUGAAAAGUGUGGAAUGUGUUUUGAGUUGUCAGCCGCAGAAUGUGAAAGCGCUUUUUAGAAAAGGGAAACUGUUGCACUACAAAGGAGAGCACGCGUUGGCGUAUCAAGUAUUGCUUCAGGCGGCGAAGUUGAAGCCAGAAACGAAAGCUAUUCAAACAGAGUUGGCGAUUUUAAGAAAAAAGAACGCUAAGGACGCCGAGCAUGAGAAAAAUCUCUAUCGCAAGAUGCUUGGUACGUGUAAGACUAAAAAAAAGGAGAAUAAAGGUGCGAUUAAAAGUUACGUGGAGCUGAAUUCGAAGCUUACGUGGAGCUUGAUAGGUGGCGCGACAGCAGCAGUCGUCGGUGUACUUUUGUACAGAGUUAUUUCUUGAAAACGAGAUCGCGAAGAUGAAUGGAAUUGAUAAAAUAACACCCAGGAUAAAUAUUCGAAAAUGUACCGAUACGUGAUCGUUUAAUGAAUCAUUUAUUUAUUACGAAAUAUAGGUAUAAAAAGCAAACAAACUGUAAAACCAUGGUACUUUGAAUAAUGCAUUGAUAAAUAAAAGAAGAGGAUUAAAUAUUGAUCGAAAUUUGUUCGAAUUUUGUAUUGUACAUUGUCUGCUGAAAUUCUUUACGGUUUAUUUAUUUAUAUAGUACAUUCACAUUAA
Messenger RNA from Colletes gigas, 1703 nucleotides. RefSeq names its product peptidyl-prolyl cis-trans isomerase FKBP8-like. The transcript has 5 exons. NCBI's taxonomy places the organism in Eukaryota, Metazoa, Arthropoda, Insecta, Hymenoptera, Colletidae. The record is from RefSeq and is a predicted model, not a curated record. The coding region runs from base 309 to 1427 and encodes 372 amino acids. Gene Ontology annotation, molecular function: peptidyl-prolyl cis-trans isomerase activity; protein binding.